This is a messenger RNA of Asparagus officinalis (garden asparagus), 1697 nucleotides long. RefSeq names its product poly(U)-specific endoribonuclease-B. Gene Ontology annotation, molecular function: RNA endonuclease activity. Bases 198 to 1514 code for a protein of 438 amino acids. The record is from RefSeq and is a predicted model, not a curated record. Lineage: Eukaryota; Viridiplantae; Streptophyta; Magnoliopsida; Asparagales; Asparagaceae. The transcript is spliced from 8 exons.
CGCCAGAGUCCCACGCGGCCCCUUCCCUUUCCAUCUAUCUGCGUCUACACUCCUCAACUACCUCCAUUAUUAAAUUCAUGGUUAAAAACCCCACCUUUAUUAUUAAAACCAGGCAGCCUCAAUCCCACAAAGCUCUCAUCUUUUUCCCUCACUCCGUUGAAUAAAACAACACCAACCAAACAGAGUGAGAGAGAUUCAUGGAGGAUCUAGUCCAUGGCUUGAUCAAUGUAGCUUUAGGCAGAGAUGGAGGUCGCCGUGAUGGCGACAGAGCUCAGGACUCCCCUGCCAUUGACCAGGCCUCUAGAUCCACUUGGGCUGAGGUGGUUUCCAGUGGGCAAGAUGAAAAUGAGGAAAGCUUUAGUGGAUAUUCGAGAAAGGAAGGAGGUGAAGGGACAACCGAUGGAGGUUGGGAGACUGUUGGGCACAAGAAAGAGCGUCAUCCAUCAAGAAGAUCUGAAGAGGGUGAAGGGAGAAGUGAUGAAGGUUGGGAGACUGUUGGUCACAAGAAAGAGCACCGUCCCUCAAGAAGAUCUGAAGAGGAAGAGGUUGGUGGAGGUUGGCAAACUGCUGGGCGCGAAAAACAUCAUCAGAAAAAGAUUCCUGUAGAUAACUGGCAUAAGUACAAACAGCCUCCUGUCGAGCAAGAGUAUAUCCACGAAGCUGAUCAUGGUCUGAACAUAGAACCAUCAAGAGAGGAGCUUGCUGAGUUGUCUGCAGCCUGCAGCAAGCUCUGGGACCUUGACUCAAACCGCUUGAUUCCUGGAAAAGACUAUGAAAUUGACUGUGGUGAAGGCAAAAAAGUCUAUCAGAAAGAAGAUGUGGCAUCCGAGAGCCUAUUUAGGUGGUUGAAUGAUGACAUAUUUCGGAGGCCUACUUAUGGACGCUUCUGUUCUCUUUUGGAUAAUUACAAUCCAAAUGAAGGAUAUAAAGAAGUUGUUACUCCUCAAGAGAAGCAUGAGCAAGAUGCAUUCAUUGAGGAAAUCAGCAGAACUGCUCCGAUAAGAUAUCUUCAUAAGUAUCUAGUUUCUAAUGGCAUUGCACCUGAGGAUUAUAAAGAGUUUAAGAGAAUGAUGAUAAAUUUGUGGUUCGGUUUACAUGGGAGGGGUGGUGGAUCUAGUUGCUCUUCUGCUUUUGAGCAUGUUUUUGUAGGAGAGAUCAAAGGGCGCGGGAAGAAUGAAGUCUCAGGCUUCCACAAUUGGAUUCAGUUUUACAUGGAAGAAGCUAAAGGAAAUGUAGACUACCAAGGUUAUGUAUUCCCAAGGAGACGUGGACAAUGUCCUGACUCUGAAACUCAAUUGCUCACGCUUCAGUUUGAAUGGAAUGGCAUCCUAAAAUCUGUCUCCAGCAGUUUUAUUGGAGUGAGCCCAGAGUUUGAAAUCGCCCUUUAUACUCUCUGCUUUUUUAUGGGUGGAGAAGACAACCAUAUUCUUCUGGGUCCUUAUGCUGUCAAUAUUAAGUGUUAUCGUCUAGGAAAUGACAGGAUAGGAUCUGUAUUUCCAAUAGCUGAAUCUUAAAUCUGAAAUUAGUCGAGAUAAAAUAAUAAAGCUUAUAUAAGCUUAUGUUAUGAUAUAAUGUUCAAACCAAUAAUUAUUGAGACUUUUGGACGGUUGUUUUUAACUCACUGCCUUGAUGUAUUACAAUAAUCAAUACGUUUUUCAUCUAUUAGUGAAUAAUGUACACAUGAAUAAAUUGUUAUU